Messenger RNA from Drosophila navojoa, 652 nucleotides. It is a transcript of the gene Tim17b, whose product is annotated as Translocase of the inner mitochondrial membrane 17b. NCBI's taxonomy places the organism in Eukaryota, Metazoa, Arthropoda, Insecta, Diptera, Drosophilidae. The record is from RefSeq and is a predicted model, not a curated record. Gene Ontology annotation, biological process: protein import into mitochondrial matrix. Gene Ontology annotation, cellular component: TIM23 mitochondrial import inner membrane translocase complex. Gene Ontology annotation, molecular function: transmembrane protein transporter activity.
CAUGUGCAUAGUCUGAAAUAUUCUUAUUUGCUUAUAUAUAAGUUGUUUUUGUGUAUUUGUAGGCGAUUGAUAUAAUUAUGGAGGAAUAUGCACGUGAACCAUGUCCAUAUCGGAUUGUUGAUGAUUGUGGUGGUGCUUUUGCCAUGGGCUGCAUAGGAGGUGGUGUUUUCCAAGCAAUUAAAGGUUUUAGAAACGCUCCAUCUGGAAUAAACAGACGAAUGAUCGGAAGUAUAGCUGCAAUAAAAUUGCGCUCACCCGUAAUAGCUGGAAAUUUUGCUGUUUGGGGAGGAAUGUUCAGUACAAUCGACUGCACAUUGGUUCAUUUUCGAAAAAAGGAAGAUCCAUGGAAUUCAAUUAUAAGUGGAGCUGCAACGGGAGGAAUUUUAGCGGCGCGAAACGGUAUUCCUGCAAUGGCUGGAAGUGCAAUCAUAGGAGGAGUGUUGUUAGCUCUCAUCGAAGGUGUUGGCAUACUAUUUACAAGAAUAUCAGCUGAACAAUUUAAAAAUCCAUCCCCGCCAACCGAAGACCCAGCUGUUUUGGGUGAUUCUGUAAAUAAUUUCGGGUUUGGUACAUCUAACAAUAAACAAUAUCAAUAAAUGAUGUUCUUCCUUAUUUAAGAAUAACUUAAUUUGUAUGAACAAUAAAACCUAAA